Messenger RNA from Stegostoma tigrinum, 1155 nucleotides. It is a transcript of the gene valopa, whose product is annotated as vertebrate ancient long opsin a. The transcript has 5 exons. Gene Ontology annotation, molecular function: G protein-coupled receptor activity. Gene Ontology annotation, cellular component: photoreceptor outer segment; membrane. Gene Ontology annotation, biological process: G protein-coupled receptor signaling pathway; visual perception. Lineage: Eukaryota; Metazoa; Chordata; Chondrichthyes; Orectolobiformes; Stegostomatidae. The coding region runs from base 1 to 1155 and encodes 384 amino acids. The record is from RefSeq and is a predicted model, not a curated record.
AUGAAUUCCUCUUGGGGAAGACCCGCCAAUGAAACCUCCGAGGCGAUCGCUGUGAUCUCUCCGGCUCCAGAUCCCUUCAGUGGUCCCCUGCACACCGUCGAACCCUGGAAUUUCAAAGUUCUGGCGACUUUGAUGCUUUUCGUGACAUUUUUGUCGCUCUCCGAAAACUUCCUUGUCUUGCUGGUAACCUACAGAUACAAGCAGCUGCGGCAGCCUCUCAACUACAUCAUUCUCAACCUGUCGGUGGCCGAUUUGCUGGGGUCGGCUGUCGGCGGCACGCUCAGCUUUGUCACGAACCUGUACGGGUAUUUCUUUCUGGGCGCCUGGGCGUGCGUUCUGGAGGGUUUCGCGGUAACUUUCUUCGGCAUUGUGGCACUCUGGUCACUCGCAGUGCUAGCCUUUGAGCGGUAUUUCGUGAUCUGCCGACCACUGGGUAAUAUCCGCCUGCAGGGAAAGCACGCUGCCCUCGGCAUUGUCUUCAUUUGGGUGUUUGCCUUCAUCUGGACCUUCCCACCUAUAAUUGGUUGGAGCAGCUACACUCUCAGUCCGAUUGGCACAACUUGUGAACCCAAUUGGUAUUCUGGAGAACUCAAAGAUCACUCCUAUAUUAUUGCACUUUUUACAACUUGCUUCAUUAUGCCUUUAUUACUUAUAUUUGUAUCUUAUGGAAAACUGAUGAGGCGACUAAGGAAGGUAGCAAAUACUCAAGGGAGGUUGGGAGCUGCAAGAAAACCUGAAAAGCAAGUCACCAGGAUGGUUAUUGUCAUGAUAGUUGCAUUUCUCUUCUGCUGGUCCCCGUACUCAGUUUUCUCCAUAACGGUGACUAUUUGUCCAACCAUUGAGUUAGAUCCACGGAUAGCAGCAAUACCAGCCUUCUUCGCAAAAACUGCAACCGUUUACAAUCCAAUCAUUUACGUGUUCAUGAAUAGACAGUUUAGGAAAUGUCUCCUUCAAAUGUUCAGCCUCAGUGAACCCGAAAUCAACCCAACAGCAGAGCAUGCAAUGCAAGCAAGUAACAAUAAUGAGAGAGAAAUAUCUACCAUUGCAACACGGAUGACUUCUUACUGCAAUACAGCAGUGAAACCCAAAGAAGGAAACAAACAUGACACCUUUGCUCAGCUGCCAAUUCCUGAGAAUGAAGCUUACCCACUGUAA